Messenger RNA from Portunus trituberculatus (swimming crab), 4936 nucleotides. Its product is annotated as probable glutamate receptor. Gene Ontology annotation, molecular function: glutamate-gated receptor activity. The record is from RefSeq and is a predicted model, not a curated record. Bases 1515 to 3470 code for a protein of 651 amino acids. The transcript has 12 exons. Lineage: Eukaryota; Metazoa; Arthropoda; Malacostraca; Decapoda; Portunidae. Gene Ontology annotation, cellular component: membrane.
UUCAUCGUUUCUACACAACAUAGUUAUUUGAGACAGGAAAGCAUGACGGAAAAAGUUGAAAGUGGUGACGGGAUGCAGUUUGUUCAGCAUUGACUAUGUAACACAUCUUCUCUGUUCACAUUCAGGACACUGUAAAGAAGAUAAUUUGCAUGGAAAAUAAUCAAAUGAGAUUGUUUUCAUCCUUUCUACACAAUAUGAUUAUUUGAGACAGGAAAGCAUGAAGGAAAAAGUUGAAAGUGGUGACGGGAUGCAGUUUGUUCAGCAUCGACUAUGUAACACAGUAAGCCAUCUUGGGAAAAGGAAACUGGGAAACAUUUAAUGAACAUAUGAGGGAAAAUGAACGCUAGUUGUUGGUUGGUGUAAAAGUAAGCACUAUCUCAUUCCCAGAGAGAGAGAGAGAGAGAGAGAGGUAACAAAUGCAAAUAUGACACGAGAAAGAGGAAAAUGAAUAAGUACUAUGCAUAUCACGGUGGUGGUGGUGGUGGUGUUGGUGGCGGCGCGCAAGAGCAGAAAAUAAGGAGUGAGAGUGACGUAGCGUGUAUCGAGAAGUGAUCACCGCGUCCUCACUUCACUUCCUCCACACUCGCCACUCCUUGCACGUUUCUUGUGAGGGAGUAACCGAGGCCGUGUCGGUGGUGAUGGUGGAGGUGGUGGUGGUGGUGGUGGUGGUGGUGGUAGCGUGCAAAGGCAGAACACAAGACCAGCGUGAGUUGUGAGGCUCAAAGUGAGGAGUGAUUACUGAUUACCACCUCCUCCUCGCCUCACUCUCUCCUGAUACGUUUCCAGUAAAGGAGUUUCCGAGCCUAGUCAGUGUCAGUUACCCAGCCUCCCUUCUCACCAGAGCUCUAAAAAUUCAGUUUCCGCAGCGUUUUUUAUGAGUUUUGCAGUGAAAUUUGUGCAGCAACAAGGUUUGGUUCACGCCGCAGCUCAGGACUCUUCAUACAGUCUGUCAACCUUUCUGGCUAUCUGUUACUCAAAAAAUCUAUCAGUGCGUCAAUCAGCGCGUCUCCCUGUCUACUUGUCUCUAUUAGCUCAUUUCUCUGCCUACACGUCUCUAAUCUACAAAGUUCGCGUCGUUCAGUGUUCAGUAUAGGAGCAAUAACGCAUCUACAUGUCUUUAGUCUAGCUACUCGUAUACUUGUUGCUCUAAAAGUCUAUCAGUACAGUAAUCAGUGUAUCUCUCUGUCUACACGAGUCUAGUUUAGAGUUCACAUCGUUCAGUGUUCAUUAUAAGAGCAAUAACGCAUCUACAUGUCUUUAGUCUAGCUACUCGUAUAAAUGUUGCUCUAAAAGUCUAUCAGUGCAUCUAUCAACGCGUCUUUCUGUCUACACGUGUCUAGUUUACAAAGUUCGCGUCGUUAACUGUUCAGUGUAGGAGCAAUAACGCAUCUACUGUACAUGUCUUUAGUCUAUACUCAUACCAAUUACUCUAAAAGUCUAUCAGUGUAGAAAUCAGCGCAUCUUUCUGUCUACACGUGUCUAGUUUACAGAGUUCGCGUUGUUCAGUGUUCAGUAUGAGAGCAAUAACGUUCCUGCCAGCCCUACACACCUUCCUGGCCUUCCUCUCAUCUUUUGGCGCCACGAUGGAGGCUACGUUCCUCCCCUCCACCCAGACACUCAACGCUAUGAUGCUUGUGGAUUAUCUUGAGUUCUUCCACUAUCUGAGAGUGUGUCUUCUAGUCUCCGAAGAGCCUGAGCAGCUUUGGGCGACUCAGGCCGUGGUGCAUGUGGCGCGCGCCUCCCACGCCUUCCUGACUGUCCUGCCACUCAGCCAGGCCAACUCCACCAGGCACCGCCACCUCCUGCCCUGCGAGAGGGGUCUCUUGGUGGUUCAUCUCACCUCUAGGAGCGAUGUGCACCUGUUUGGCCAGGUGUUCAGCAGCCAGGCCCCUGACGCCAGCUGGCUGCUCCUGGUCCCUGCCGCUCAAGUGACGCGGCGCCUGGCCAAUCUCUACCUGCCGCUGCAUAACAGAGCAACAGUCGCAGCUUACUCGCAGGACGUGGCUUCUACCAGUGUCUCCUUGCUGCAAUGUUACCACGUCAGCGAGGGAGACACACUCAGGCUGCAGUGGUCCGGCGCCUGGCACUACGACAGGAUUGACUUUGGGACCAACUUCCACGAACCCUGGAAAAGAACUCGAAUAGAGGAGGACGUGGACGCGCCUGUCGUAUUGGUGUAUGGUGUACUGGAAUCCCUCAAGGGCGACCCAGUGCUGAGGCGAAGUAAUCUCCAUGGGAUGCACUUGCGAUGUUCAACUAUUUCUUCGCCACCGAGAACCAUCUUGAAACCAGCGAAAGACGGAGCAGUGGACGUGACGGGAAUCUUGGGCAGCGCUUAUAAACACAUGAUGAAGAUCGCUAAUUUCACCUCGACGUGCUUCGCCACCAAGGACGGGCAGUGGGGAGGCCUGAGGGAGGACGGAACGUGGACUGGUAUGAUUGGGGACAUUGUGAGCGGCAGGGCGGAUAUUGCUCUGGCAUCGCUGGACAUCACGCAGGAACGAAGCCAAGCAGUGGACUUCCUGAUGGCUGUUGUGAGGACAGAAUACCUACUCAUCAUGAAGCGACCGAGGAAUGACGAUCGUAAAUGGAGCACCUUCACAUCGGAGUUUGAGACGCAGGUGUGGAUCGUGCUGGCUAUCUCACUCCUCUUCCUCACUGCUGCCCUCCGCCUUGCCUCCCUGCAGCAUCCACAGCGUCCCCUACCCCUUAGCGACGCCCUGCUUGUCGUGGUAGGGGGCCUGUGCGGACAAGGUACCAUUGAGGAAUUUCGCACCUUCGCAAGUCGCCUGAUUUUUUUGACGCUUCUAAUGCUGCAGGUGCUGGUGACUGCCCACUACACUAGCUAUCUGGUCUCGUCUAUGGCUGUGGGUCCUCCCUUGCCUACAGUGUCCACCAUUGCAGACAUUAGCAAACAUCCCCGGCUCAGACUCACCUUCAUCAGAGGCUCCUCCGUCACAGAGUAUUUCAGGACCUCCCGCAGCCUGGAGCAUCAGGAAGCGUGGGCAGAGAUGCAGGAGGAUGAUUUAGUGGCGUCUCGAGAGGAGGGGACGAUGAGGGUUCUGCGCGGCCCUUACGUCUUCCUGGAGGCGGGGGCGUACCUCAACAAACGCUACGGGUCGGACUGUCGGUAUUUCAUCCUCCCCACACCUAACUUUCCCUCCCUAAGUGCCUUCGCCGUGAGGAAAGGCUCUCCAUUCAUUCCUGUUCUUAAUAAUGUAAUCCUAAAGAUGAAAUCAACAGGACUAAUGAACAAAUGGCACUGGGAGGCAACGCCCAAGCCGGUAGACUGUUCCGACCUCGAGUUUCUUCCCGUGGCGGCGAGUGUGGUGGUGACGGCUUUCCUCCUGCUGGCGUCAGGGGCAUCUCUCUCCCUCUUGCUCCUAGUGUGGGAGAGAAACAGAUACGGAGAAAGAGGGGAAAGUAAAAGGAGGAAAGAUGACAAGAUAAUUCACAAAAGAGGAACGUAACAACGAAGACAAUAAGAUGGUGUUGUCUCAGUCAUUCCAGAUUCGUAGAAUUAAGCAAAUUUUCCGUAUGUUAAAUACUGCAGUGUGUGUCACUGGGCUCAAAAUUUAGUCAUUCCAUGUAAAAUUGCUGGCUUCCGGUUAAACACACACACACGCACACACAUACACACACAGACAGACAGAACUACGCCGCCAGUCUCAGGAGGAGUUUGAUUACAAACUGUUCAACACCCCAACAAUAACACAACGCCGGCCCGAAGAGCCCUACACGUCUGUAACAAGCUGGUCCCUAUCACAGCCCGCACUGACCUCUGAGAGUACAACGUCAUCCCCACUCUAGUCAGCAUGUAUAACAACCACUGACGUUACUUUCUCUUGGUUCUCAUUCAAGUCAAUCUUGUUCUUUAUACGACGCUUUAAUUGAUCCGUUUUUGUUUUCCAUUUUAGUUAUAUCUCUGGUAUUUGGUUUUCUCAUUAUUUUUAAUAGUUUCUGCCCCUAAAGUAUAUUUUCAGCCGUUGGCUGCCCAUAUUGUAUCACAAGCUCUUAUUGAUACACCAUUGCUUAUCACAAUUACACACACACACACACACACACACCGCGUCAUGUACAGUACGUAUUGGUUAGCAAAUGGGAGAUCCUCUUAAUGUGUAGCCUGUGUUGACAUAGCAGUUAGCAGGUAUGGGAUGUAACCUGAGGGGUUGUGAUCUCUGUCCCGAUGUGUGGUUUCAGUCCUAUCCGUAGAUUAAUCACUAUGAGCUCUGAGCUUCUUCCGUAGGGAACGGCUGGAUGAGUGACCAGCAGACGAUCGUAAGUGAAUAACAUACACACAUACUCAAUCUAAUUAUAAUCCAUGUAUCAUCAAUUAGACCGAUAAAAAGAAUAAAUACAAAACAUAUAUACACAUACAUGCUAUAGAAGCCUAUCUUUUAGCUCUUGUUCCCUCAAUGCUCCUCGUCAACACACACAAGAGGGCAGGAGGAGGAGGCUGCCAAAGACAACGUUCGGGGGAAGGCGGAGGUAAGCAAGGCUACUCUCAUUUGUUGGGGCCGGACGCGCUUUGGCUACGGGCGGUCCUGACUACACCCGUCGGAUUCCCCGCAGAGAAAGUUGGCCUUGCAAACCUCUACCUUAGGGCACACUAUGCAUUUAUAGAUAGCCCCAGGAAAGACAAGAAUUCAGGCAGAGAUACGACGGCACCUCAGCCAAGAACGCUCUCACACGAUUAGUUUCACUAAUUUCGAUAGAGUCCUUACUAUGAGUUUUAACACUGCGAAAUUGUGAAAGCGCUUUGGCCGAAGAGCGUCAGAAACGCACCUCGCCUGCUCAGAGUCCGAGGUGCUACUGAGCCAACAGCAAGAGUCGAGGACUAGACUAGAGGUUCAAUCGAGCUGCUUCAGUGUUACGAAACACCUCUCUCUCUCUCUCUAUUUACAUUUCAUAUACAUACAAUCCACACACACACACA